AUGACUAGCCAAUCCAGCAAUUAUUCUUUACAGACGAAAUUGGUGUCAGUGUCUCAACACCGUGAUCAGCACGGAUCGAGUGUUCCACCCCUUUACCAAUCCACGACCUUCAAGCAGACGUCGCUCGAAGACGACGCCUCACAGGCAUAUGACUACACUCGGUCCGGCAAUCCUACGCGGACGGUAGUGCAGCAUCAGAUAGGGAAGCUUUACGGAGUGGAUGCAGCGCAGGUUUUCGCUGUGAGUAGCGGAAUGACAUGCUUGGAUGUGAUUUUGCGGGGCAUAGUACUCGGUAACUCUGCAGACGUGCCCACGAUCAUCGCAGGUGACGACCUUUACGGAGGCACGCAACGUCUUCUCACGUUUCUCGCUGCGCGCAACCACGCCAAUGUCGUGCACGUAGACACCACCAACUACUCCAAGUUCACAUCUGUGUACGACCAACAGCAGCGGGUCGACUGCGUGCUGCUGGAAUCCCCCACCAACCCGCUCUGUAAAGUCGCAGACCUUCCACGUUUGACUACUUUCAUCAAGAAACGCAACCCCAAGUGUGCAGUGGUCGUUGACAACACCAUGAUGAGCGGAAUGAAUUGUAAUCCUCUACAUUUCGGCUGCGACGUCGUAUAUGAAUCUGCUACCAAGUACCUCAACGGUCACCACGAUAUCAUGGCCGGUGUCAUCAUUGCCCGUUCUCCAGAGCUGGCUCAAGAACUGUACUUCGUUAUAAACUCCAUAGGUUGUGGGCUUUCACCUCUGGACUGCUGGUUACUCAUCCGUGGGCUCAAGACGUUAGGAGUCAGACUCUAUCAACAACAGCAUAACGCCAUGGUUUUGGCUCAAUGGCUCGAAUCCUCUUGUGGCUUCACAUCUAGUGGCCAAAAUGACAAACUUUGCACUCGUUAUGUGGGACUGAAAUCACACCCUCAAUUCGAGCUGCACCGCUCAUUUAACCAGGGCCCUGGUGCUGUUCUCUCUUUCGAAACCGGUUCCUUCGAGCACUCGAAGCGCCUAGUGUCGUCUCCAAAAUUGCAAAUAUGGGCAGUAACGGUUUCAUUUGGGUGCGUUAACUCCUUGAUUUCCAUGCCUUGUAAGAUGUCUCACGCCUCUAUUGACCCCGCAGUACGCAAGGAACGCGAAUUCCCUGAAGACAUCAUAAGGCUUUGCUGUGGUAUCGAAAAUGUAGCUGACUUACAACGCGACUUACUCGGUGCAAUGGUCGAUGCCGACGUUGUUGAAUUGCGCGAUGGAGGAAGAAUCAUCUACAAUAAGCUAAAUGGGCAUAUCGGGAUGAACACCAUCGGACAAGGUACUACCCCCAACAUUUACGAUGAGUUUUACGGCCAGGAGCUAGUAAAGCGAGAGUUGGCUUUAAACAACAGAGCAAAACUUUAA
This is a messenger RNA of Lachancea fermentati, 1392 nucleotides long. NCBI's taxonomy places the organism in Eukaryota, Fungi, Ascomycota, Saccharomycetes, Saccharomycetales, Saccharomycetaceae. The record is from the annotation of a GenBank genome assembly.